AUGACUAUCAGAAGACAAGUCAAACCUGAUGAAAAGACGUCGAUACAUGCAACCGACACGACAGUCUCGGGACCGGAAGACAGCUCACGAUCCAAUUCAGAUGUCGAUGCUCAACCCAGAAAGAAGAGUCCAUCCGGGAAACGGCCCAUAAAGAAGACUCCAUCUAAGGAGAAGCGCAGCAAAUCUUCCAAGUUGGAGCAGCCAAGUCGCGACACGAUUGAAGUUGAAGUUGAGGACAUCUUGGGCUUUGCCGCUCUAAUAACCAUUCUUGUCGCCAUUCUGGCCUACGUCGUCCACGGAAAAUACUGCGAUAUUUCGAGCACCAAGUGGCAAUCGCUUUGCACAGGAACAGCUCCAAAGGGACCUAUAACCAUGACGAUUGAUCGACCAGGCACCUGGACUUGGCUCGAAGGCCGACUCACCACGCACGCUUAUUUGACUGCCACCAAGACUGUUUGCCCGGGGCACUGUGACCGGAUAACGAGUCCGCCUUAG
Aureobasidium melanogenum CBS 110374 is the source of this 495-nucleotide messenger RNA. RefSeq lists its product as uncharacterized. The transcript has a single exon. Lineage: Eukaryota; Fungi; Ascomycota; Dothideomycetes; Dothideales; Saccotheciaceae. The record is from RefSeq and is a predicted model, not a curated record. The coding region runs from base 1 to 495 and encodes 164 amino acids.